Messenger RNA from Prosopis cineraria, 1815 nucleotides. RefSeq lists its product as uncharacterized. Gene Ontology annotation, biological process: DNA-templated transcription. Gene Ontology annotation, molecular function: single-stranded DNA binding. The record is from RefSeq and is a predicted model, not a curated record. NCBI's taxonomy places the organism in Eukaryota, Viridiplantae, Streptophyta, Magnoliopsida, Fabales, Fabaceae. Gene Ontology annotation, cellular component: RNA polymerase III complex.
CCCGCCUCUCCAUGCUCCCCUCCCAUCCGUAUUUCCCCGCCGCUGUCUCUCUUUCCUACCAAUCUCCGACGCAGCGCGCACCACGAUAAUGGUUUCGCAUUACGGCAUCAAAUUUGCCGUCCAUCUUAUUACCAAUCACUUUGGCAACCUCGUUGCUAAAGUAUGCGAAUGCCUUCUUAGGAGGGGACCCCUCACUUUGGAGCAAUUGGUUCGGUUCACCGAGCUUACCAAGGAGCAAGUCAAGAACUCCCUACUUGUCUUAGUCCAGCACAACUGUGUUCAAGCAUUUAUUCUUGAACAAGAAGGUCGUGAAGGAUCAAAAGUUAAUACACAGUACUUGGCACUAUUUGAUAACAUACUCCAUCGAUUGAGAUUUCCCAAAUUCUUGGAGAUCGUUUCACAGGAUCUUGCUGAAGAAUGCGUAGAGCUUCUUGAGGGAUUGCUUCGUGAUGGUAGACUAACUCUGAAACAGAUGGUUGACAGAGCAAGCCAAAGAAAAGAAAAUGCUGUGGCCUUGGCUAUUGUACAAGAGAGCCUUCAUAAACUCUUAAUGGUUCGAUAUGUUGAACGCUGCCCUUCCCCUGAGCCGGUUGUUUCUCCUCUAGUUGAGCAGGAUACUAAAAAGCGAGGUGCUAAGUCCAAGAUAGCUGAAGAGCCAGAGAAAAUAGAAUAUCGUGUUUUAGAAGCAGCUGUGGCUGUGGAAGGAAUCAGGUUUUCUCUCGCAUCAAAUUCUGUAUUAAUAAAUGAUUCGGACAUUUCCCCCGUGAGAGGUGUAGGAGAAAAUGUUGCACAAGAGGAUUCAACUCUUUUUCGUGCCAAUUUUGAAGAGUUUGUACGCCGUUGUAGGCACAAGGUAUUGAUUGAGAACGCUAGAAGACGAUGGAAUGAUGAAGCUGCCACUGUCCUAGGGGCAAUACUGGAGGCAACUAAAACUGUGGAGAAAAAAGUGAAAAUGGAGAAUACAGUUCCAUUGACACUCGAUGCUAUUUUCACUGAGGUACAAAAGACUGAAAAUGGUCGUGCUAUGACCAUGGAACGUGUUAGAUCUUCUCUUAUUGAGUUGGGUUGCCCGCAGAGAAUGUUAGAUGAUUCAUAUAGUAUUGAUCUGAAAAAAAUUAUUGAGUCAGCUCGAAAUGAAGAGGUUGAGUCAAUUGUAUUGAAAAGGUACGGAAGGGAUGCCUACAGGAUGUUCAGAUUGUUAUCGAAGGCUGAUCCUCUUGAGACUGAUAAGAUAGCAGAGUCUACUUUUGUUGAAAAAAAGGAUACUCCAAAGAUACUAUACAAGUUAUGGAAGGAUGACUACCUGCAUAUGGAGAAAUUGGUUGUGACUGGAGCUAGGCAAUCGAAGUUCUUGUUGUGGAAAGUUAAUAAGCCUAUUUUGUGGGAACACGUACUAGAUGAGAUGCAUCAUGCUGCCUUAAAUUUGAGCCUAAGACUGGCUUAUGAACAGGAAAAGGACGAAGAGCUCUUGAAUGUCCCCAAGGACAAGAUUGUGGGGCAGCUGCAGAAGAGAUACAAACGGCUGAGAAAUGCCUGGUUACUACUGGAAUCCUCAUUGAUGAAACUUGAUGAUGCUUUGAUGCUUUUCCAUGAUUUCUGAUUGUAAAUUGUUAUUUGUAAUCUCUACAUGAAGGUGGGGAAUGCGCAAGGGAAACUUUUUUGUUUUCAUGGCUUAAGUAGAAUAGGUCAAGCAGUUAGGAAGAAUAUGGUUUCAAAUAUCCUGAAGAUUUUUCUUUGAAGAGUGGCGUCGAUCUGGCCAUUCUUCUAUGACUUUGCAGAACCUCAUGAUAGUCAGAUCCAUUGGUUUUUCUUUUU